This is a messenger RNA of Prorocentrum cordatum, 759 nucleotides long. Lineage: Eukaryota; Dinophyceae; Prorocentrales; Prorocentraceae. The record is from the annotation of a GenBank genome assembly.
AUGCGCGCCGGGAUCCUUGCAGAGCCCCGCGAGGCAAUCGAGGCGGAGAUCCCGGCGGCGCGCCGCAGCCGAGGCCCGCGGGCGCGCGCCGGCGCCGAGGGCGGUGGGGCGGCCGCGGCCUGCCUCGCGGCCUGGGAGCGCUGGGAGUGGGCCGACUGGCAGGACGCGCGGCCGGCGCCGGCGGUGAAGGACGACGGCGCCGCCUCCGAGCGGCGGCUGGCGAGAUGGCUCGGUCGAGGGGCUCGGGCGAUGGGCCUCGAGUCGGCCACUCGGCGCGUAGGCGUGCAGGCUGGUCCGAGGUUGGCCGCAGUCGGGGUCUCCGCUGGGGUGCUCUCGCUUUGCCUCAGGCAGAGCCAGUUGUCGAGCACGGUCGUGCCGGCUCCCGGCCUCCCGGGUUGCGCCGUGGGGCGCGGCGGAGCGAGCCGCGAGGUGUCUGCCCUGCGGGGCGGCGACGGUCGCCGGGACGGCGGCCGGGCCUCGGGCGCCGAGCCGUGGCGAGGCGGGCGGGGGCAGCGCAGGGAGGACCACCAUAGGCUGCGCUUCGUGACCCCCGCGCCCGCGGGCUUCUUCGGCGACAGCGCCGCCCGGCGGGCCUGGGCGGCCGAGGUCGCGCUCCUGGCGCCCGGCGCGCGGGAGGCCGAGCGGGCCGCCGGCGCGCUGGAGCCGCUCGUGCCGGGGCACCUCGUGUCGGGCUGGACGACGUGCUCGCGCGCCGGACGCGUGCCGUGCGGGUGGUGUUCGAGUCCCCUGGCAACCUGA